Molecule: messenger RNA, 2850 nt
Organism: Amblyraja radiata (thorny skate)
Lineage: Eukaryota; Metazoa; Chordata; Chondrichthyes; Rajiformes; Rajidae
Product: probable glutathione peroxidase 8-B
Exons: 3
Coding region: 145-774 (209 amino acids)
Biological process (GO): response to oxidative stress
Molecular function (GO): glutathione peroxidase activity
Source: RefSeq, a predicted model, not a curated record
GAGUUGUUCGAUAAGAGGACCUGCAAGUAAUAUCCGAGUUGUCAUUUACGCUGUUCCCUCCUCUCUCAUCCCUUCCCCUCCCAUUCCCUCCCUCCCACCAAGACAGUCCCAAUUCCCCUUUCUCCUUUCUCCUUUCCCAGCACAAUGGAGGCAAUGCCCGCUUUCCUCCAGAAAUCCUGGACGCCUAAAGCCCGAAUCUUCGUCGUCUUCGCCUGCAUGCUGCUUUGCCUGACUGCCUUAUGCGUCCUGCAGUUCACACUGUUUAAACCUACAAACAAAGACUUCUAUUCUUUCCAAGUUCUAAAUUCCAGGGGGAAGCUGGUCUCGCUGGAGAAAUACAGAGGCAAAGCAUCGCUGGUUGUAAACGUGGCGAGUAACUGCGAGCACACGGACAGGAAUUACCGGGGCCUGCAGGAGCUACAGAGGGAACUCGGGCCCAUGCACUUCAACGUCCUUGCCUUCCCCUGCAACCAGUUCGGAAAAUCCGAGCCCGGCACCGACUCCCAAAUCGACAGCUUCUCCAAAACAACUUACGGAGCCACUUUCCCCAUUUUCGGCAAGAUCAGAGUGUUGGGAAACGAGAGCGAGCCUGCGUUCCGGUAUCUCGUGGAUACUACAAAGAUGGAACCCCGAUGGAAUUUUUGGAAAUAUCUGGUCAACCCAAAGGGUCAGGUGGUAAAGGUCUGGCGAACUGAAGACCCCAUGGCUGCCAUCAAGCAGAAUGUGUCAGAAUUAGUGGCAAAACUUAUAUUGAAAAAGAGAGACGAGUUUUGAAGCAGUGCUGCUGUGUUAGACAACCUCGUCGCUUGAAUGUUAAAAACAGUCACCACUCCGAAAGCUUAUACAGGCUGUUGCAGUUUAACUUGAUGGCGAACUACCCUUGCACCUGAAAUAUCCAGCCACACACAGGUGUUUUGAGCCUUGAUAUUGAAUAUUGAAAUCUAUUGAGAUAUGUCAUACACUUUCUAACAAAUAUCCAAAUAUUUUAAGUUACAAUAGAAAUGUGUUCUCUUUAUGUGGUGGAUGAAUAUCUGUUCACGUUUACAUAAGCUGAUUUGUUAGAUGGGUCCAUGACUGAUAAUAUGUUUGAAAAUUACCAACCCAGGAUUGCCCGUUCAUUAUAAACCACAACAGCAAGUUUGUAUAUGCACGGUGAUCAACUUAACUUGGUUAUAGGUAUGAGAUAAAACAACCUCUAAGCAUGAACAGAUGAUUAUCUUUUCCAAUUACUGUUGAUUUACAGUGUUCUUAAAACUAUCUAAAUUGGAAUUCUAAGUUAUAUAUUUUUAAAAUAUCAUUCAAAAAUGUCGUGUUCAUACCCAGGAUCAGACCAAAUCAAUGUCAGAGAAGUCCAGAUUUCAAGAUUCAAGUAUUGCAAAUAGUUUCAGCAGAUGUAUUGGACUAAUUGCAAAAAGGUAAAAGGGCAGGACUGCAGUUCUUGUUUACCCACAUUUUGAAAGAUAAGUUUAAUAAAUUAUGUUAAUAUGGUCAAGAAUCCAUUUGCAAUUGCUUCCUUAUACAAUAAAGCAAAAUAUGUUACCAUUAGUGUUUUGGUUGACAUCGUCCUGUAAAUAUCUAGAUGCAUCACUUUUUACAUCUGAAUGACAAACUGAUUAUGUUAAUGUUCAUAUCCACACAAUCACAGCUCUAACUUUCAGUUGUAUCUUUACAUUUUUAAUCCAGAUGACCUAGUACAUUCAUUCUAUGCACUAUUACCAUAUAAAUUCAAAAUUCUCAAUUUCUUCUUUUAGUUAUUAAUUUUAGUUCCAGGACUGAUAUUACAUAAGCCUAAAGAAAAUGUACAUUUUCAGAUAGAUUUUCUCCAAAGUUGUAAUAAAUAUAUUGGAUAGUGAUACUUUGAAACACAUCUUUGCAAUGCUCUCCUUAUGCAAUGACACAAUUUCAAUGUUACCUUUUGUUUUAGUUGUUGUGUACGUAACAUACUUUCUUUUGUGGGUGCAGUUAGCCAACAAAUAAUUUAGUUGUGUGGCGCAUGACAAAGAAUAGCAACUGGUCAAGUGUAUGUGAAAGAUUAAGGUGUAUUCCUAAAGUUACUUUGAUUUUCAUAACUAUUCACGUUACUCGUGUUAUUUACAAUGGCAAGGCCUUUCGUUUAUGAAAUAAUCAGUUAUGCCAAGUCUUAUUUUAUCAAUAUCACAAGAACAAAAAUGUUAUCAAUAUCACAAGAACAAAGAUAUUGCUGUUCUGAAGCUUCAUUUCAUAUGGCUUGAGGACAAAAAUACUAAUUGGAUCUUAUUACGGGCAACUCUGCAUUACGGUGGAUGGGAGGGGGGGGGGGGGGGUGGGUGGAUUCUUAUAAUAUUGGCCAUUUCGUGAUUUUCUGUAAAGUGAGGCUGAACAAUCGUCAAGAAACAUGAAUAAAAAUGUAAUUUUGUUUUGACUUAUUUUAUUUUCCACAUAGAUUCCACAAAAGGAAAUUUUAUUCUGUAUCUUAAAUUUUAAUGUGGUGUUUUAUGAAUUCUAUACGGGUAAAUUACAUUUCUGUAACCCGGUUGGCCCUAAUAUAAGGAUUGUUAAUACUCUGUCAGCAUCUCCAAAAUGGAGGAACACAUUUCUUACAUAUGUCUCUUCAUGUCUUCUCAUCAAUUUUUGUUUUAUUAAUUUACCACUGUAUUGUUAUUUUCAUUGUUUAAUACGUACUGUUUCAGUGUUUCUCUCUUUACUGGUUGUUCUAAACCCAUAUAAUGAAAGUAGGAGAAUUCCCCAAAUAGAAUAGUUAGACCAUAUGAAAUAUAUGCAGUAGGCCAUUUAGCCCUUUGAUCCUGCUCUAUGGCUGAUCUAUGAUCACUUACAGUAACCUUACAGUAACCCUUUCACUGCUUUCAAAUU